AAAGGAUAAAUGUGUCAAUGUUCUGUAGAAAUAUAAAGGAUAAAAUGGCAAAAUUGUCAUUUAAGAAAGAGCAAACCAAAAAGAUAUUUGAAGUUGCAAAAAGAAGCACAAGUUAGAACUAACAUGUGGCAUCAGUUUCUUCCGUAAUAAGAAUUUUCUUUGAUUUUUCUUUUGCUUCCGUUUUCAAGAAACAACAUAUUAUGUACUAAAACACAGCACUACUCAUUUAUAAAGUCUGUUUAAAGGGUCUGCAAAAGUUGAUGGCUCAAUUCACAGCACAGGGUCGUUUGAAACUGCUAUUUAACAGUGAUGGGAUUCGGUAUAAGCUUAUUGGCAAUGGAUUUGCUGGUGGGUUGAGAUCAUUUCAGCUACAAAAGGGUGGUAAAGCCAGGUACAAUGGUUCAAGCACGAGGCUUUAUGCUUCUUUGAGAAGGAAAUCUGAACUUUUGAAUGCAGAAGCAAGCCUCAAUUCUAUGGAGGAGACUGAUAGUGAUGAGAGUGAAGAUUAUGAUAGUGAGUUUGAAAUAGAUGAAUUAGCUUGCUUUAGAGGCCUUGUUUUGGAUAUCUCUUACAGGCCAGUCAAUGUUGUCUGCUGGAAGCGGGCUAUAUGUUUGGAGUUCAUGGAGAAGGCUGAUGUACUAGAAUAUUAUGAUCAGACUGUAGAUUCCCCUGGUGGAUCCUUCUAUAUACCAGCUGUAUUGAGGGUUCCGCAUCUCUUGCAGGUUGUUAAGAGAAGAAGAAUUAGAAACAACCUUAGUCGUAAGAAUAUAUUAUAUCGGGACAACUAUACUUGUCAGUAUUGCUCAUCUCAUGAGGACUUGACCAUUGAUCAUGUUCAACCGUCUGCACGAGGUGGAGAAUGGACAUGGGAAAAUCUGGUUGCUGCUUGUUCUAAAUGCAACUCAAAGAAAGGUCAAAAAACUCCAGAAGAAGCAAAUAUGAAGCUGCUUAAUGUUCCUAAGGCCCCAAAAGAGUAUGACAUACUUGCAAUACCUCUGACAAGUGAAGCAAUAAUGAUGCUGAGGAUGAGAAAAGGAAUGCCUGACGAGUGGCGUCAAUAUUUGGCAAGGCCAUUCUCAGAAAAAUGAUGUUCUUACCUGCUGAAACUUGUACAUUCUAGUGCUCUUUACAUACACAUAUUAUUUCUUAGGGACAAUUUAUCACCUCAGCGUUUAGGUCAAAAUUGUCGUUUUCUCUCUGAAUUUUAAAAACUUAAACAAUUUCCUG
Mercurialis annua (annual mercury) is the source of this 1227-nucleotide messenger RNA. RefSeq lists its product as uncharacterized. NCBI's taxonomy places the organism in Eukaryota, Viridiplantae, Streptophyta, Magnoliopsida, Malpighiales, Euphorbiaceae. The coding region runs from base 261 to 1088 and encodes 275 amino acids. The record is from RefSeq and is a predicted model, not a curated record. The transcript has 7 exons.